CUGGUCCCGUCCCCGCCCCCGCCCCGCGGCCGCUCUCCCUUGCAGUCGCCUCCCUGCUCCUCCUACAGGGGGAGCCGGAGAGCGGGAGGGGAACGGGGCUGGGGCUGGGGCGGGGAGUCGCCGGUUGCUGGGCAGCCCGGAGGCAAUCGGGAACAAGUCAGCCCGCUUCGGCGUCCGCCGCAUCGUCAGGGGCCUGGCCGCCCGCCUGAGUGGGAGUCGCGUCGGAGCCUCUUCCGGGCCGGGACGUAGCGGCGGGAUUUCUCCAGGCCUGCGCCUUCGAAGUGCCUAGCGGAGAUAACUGGAGACCAGGUGCGCGCCCCGGGGCCGGGCCCGCAACUGACUGGCCGCCCGAGGUGCGUGAUGGGGACCCUGUCUCCGCGCCGCUGCCGGCCUUCACUACUGUGGAGCCCGGCAGGCCCCUUCCCUGGGCCUUUUCAUUGAUUCUCUGGGGCCUCAAUGACUGGGAGGCGGUGUGGGCAGGUGACUGCCUCUCCCGGUGGUGGAACUGGAAUGGACAAACAUCAAUCUGGAAUUCAGAGUUUGAAACUGGAUGAUUCAAUUAUAGAAGGAGUAAGUGACCAAGUCCUUGUGGCAGUUGUGAUCAGUUUCGCUUUCAUUGCUACAGUGAUAUAUAUACUUUUAAGAAAUGCAGAGCAAAAUAUUCAUCCUGAUAACCAAGAGCUAGUGCGGGUGCUUCGGGAACAACUUCAGACAGAUCAGCAGGAUGCACCUGCUGUUGUUCGGCAGCAGUUCUACACUGAUAUGUCCUGUCCAAUCUGUUUACAUCAGGCUUCUCUUCCUAUUGAAACAAACUGUGGACAUCUUUUCUGUGGUACCUGCAUUAUUGCAUAUUGGCGAUAUGGUUCAUGGCUUGGGGCCAUUAGUUGUCCAAUCUGUAGACAAACGGUGACCUUACUCUUACCAGUAUUUGGUGAAGAUAAUCAGACUCAGGAUGUCUCAGAAUUGCAUCAAGAUAUUUAUGACUAUAAUCGAAGAUUCUCAGGACAACCCAGAUCAAUUGUGGAAAGAAUUAUGGAUCUGCCCACUUUACUGAGACAUGCAUUCAGGGAAAUGUUUUCAGUUGGGGGCCUUUUCUGGAUGUUCCGCAUCAGGAUAUUACUUUGUUUACUGGGAGCUUUUUUCUAUCUGAUAUCACCUUUGGAUUUUGUUCCUGAAGCCUUGUUUGGAAUUCUAGGAUUUCUAGAUGAUUUCUUUGUCAUCUUUUUAUUGCUUAUAUACAUCUCCAUCAUGUAUCGAGAAGUGCUAACACAAAGGCUAAACAGAUGAAAUAAAUGAAUGUUGCUUGAGCUUAUGUGGAAAACCAUUCAAGGGAACCAUAACAAAACACUUGAAUAUCAUUUUGCAGGUUCAAAAACAUCUUAGGAAAUUUUGCUAACUGGAACUGUAUCAGUACAUUAGAGGAUGUAAUACUGAAGCUAGAUUUAAUACCACCUGUCUGUUCAAUAACUAGCUAUAUAAAAUAAGAUCUUCUGAAAAAGUCAUUCUAUGAGGGGAUUAAAGGAAAGGGACUAUUUUAUAUCUUGAAUUUACCUAUCCCUUAAAAUGAGAAAGUUAUUAAAUAUGCAAUUCAUCUACUACCUUCCUAUACGAAGUAUAAAUAUUACAAUGGAUAAUUUUCUUGUUAUAGUAUAAUGUUACAUAAAACUUUAAAAGUCAAUAUCUUUUAGAAUUUACUAUGUUUUGUGUAUUUGAAACAGAAUUUUGAUUUUCCAUUCCAGCAUAACUGUUUUAUCAGCUAAGGCUAAAAGAACUUUAACCUUGCACAGGAUUCAUUUAGUUCAUACAUUAGCCUACAUAAAAGUUUUUUUUAAAUUCCAAAUUUCAUAGCCUGGUACAAUGUCUUACAAAUAGUAAGCACUCAAUAAAUGUUUGUUGAUUGAACAAAACAUAUACAUUUGUUCUCAACCAAAACACUUAGUAUUAAUAAUUGUAAUACUUAAAUCAAUAGCUUGAUCUUUUCAAAAGGUAAUCACAUAAUAGUGAUUUGAAAAGAGGAAAACUGAAUCCAGGAAGCUGAAUGAAAUGGCUAAAUCAUAGUAGUUGGGUAAAUCUAAUAGGAAUAAAGCCAACUCUCAUGAAUUGACUACAGAACUUGUAGCUGAAUCAUAAACACUAAUUAACCAUUACCAGAAGAGAACUUGCUGCUUCAUUCAGUUCAAGCCUGGGAUACAUUGGUGGGAUGACAGAGUGAGUGAGAAAAAUAUUUAUCUUCCUGGGGGCUGACAUGUGCUCUUAAAAUUCCUCAAUUGACUUAACCUGGCAUGGUUCUUUAAUGAGCUUUGUUAUAACAGUAUGAAGUGACAGCUAGUUCCUAGUGUACCAGUAAUUACAGAUACUGAAAACUAUUAGCCUUAUUGGUGAACAUUUAUUGAGCCCCUACUGUGUAUAAUACUGUUCUUGGCAUCAAGAGGGAAACAGUCAGAAAAUCCUAUUUCUCAUUUUAAUGCCCAUUUGUAAUUAAUUAAGAUACGGACGUCAACUUGGUACUGACUCUAAAAUGUCAAUAACGAUGGCCUGUUUCAGUUUUUUUGUGUUGGAGGGCAAUAACUGACUGUCAGUGUCUAAGGCUGAACAAAAUAGAUAUCAAAGGCGACAUCUUGUACCAUAUUUUGUUUAAGUAGGAAGGACUUGAGGAUUUAUCAUUUGGAGCAAAAGGAUGGGAAUAUAUCUCUGGAAGUGUUUUAACAUGGUUUUCAUUUCUAUGGGAUAAUUUAGGUAUUUCUCUACCAGAAAUUGGACUAGGUACUUUCUCACUAUUCAUAAAAACAACCUUAAUUCCUAUAGUGACUUAUCAGAAAGGGGAUGAAAAGUAGCUAUGAGAAUUUUUGCCAUACCUACAUUUACUAAACUGAGGGAUUCUGGAGUCCUUCAAAUCAAGAAUAAAUCUUAUUUAGGGCACAAAAUUGAAUUAUCCUAUGAAAGAAGGAAAUUUUCAGUAUGUAUAUCCUGCCUACACUACCCACCAUUACAAUUCUGAUAAACAUUGAUUUUAUUUUAAUAUUCUGGGUAAAGGUAUAUCACGAUUUGUUAGCAUUUUAAACAUUGUAAUAUUUGAAACCACAUCAAGUUUAAGGAUACUUUAAAAUUUAUGUCCCUCUUAUAUUUAUUGCGUUCAAUUCUGGUGAUGAAUGUAAAGCGAUUUUGAAUUUAAUGUAUUUAAACCUCCAACCAAGUUAAGUACUUCACUUUUCAAUCAGUGUUUGAAAUCAGUAUAACUUCCAUGAUUCAGGGUAAAAAAAAAAUCACACAAAUCAAAGUGAUGUCACAGAGUGCCCCCAGUAGUACAUAAACUCUGCCCAUUGGUCAGAUAUCACAACUACCACAAUUUCCGGCUUUUCAGUGGUGAAUCUUCAUUGCUGCAACAAAAAAACAAAAGUGACUUAGAUCACUUAUGACUAUGUGGAUAUCUACCUCACAGUGUUGUUAUGGAAAAAUUAUACUUGAGUUUAAGCUUUGAAUUUACAUGUGCAAGUAAUUUGCUCUUUCAAAUAAAAACAGCAUAUCUCAAAUGUUUGUUUUGCUAUUACUUCUGCAAUGUAUGUGCUCAGAAAUUUUCAAGACAGACAUGGAAUGAUACCAUGAAUUGGUAUUCAAUGUAAUUAUUGUUCCUGCUUCAUUUAUUACUAACGUGUAUGUUAAGUAUCUCAUUCCAUUUAUAAUUUACUAUAUUAAGUUUUGCUAUAUGCCAAAAAGUUUGAAAAAAUAAGUGUGUAUUAUCCCUUACUAAUUGGUUCUACAUUCAUACGUUUUUAUAUAUUUUAUCCCCCACCCCCACCCCUGCUUUGAAAACUGCUGUCUUCCUUACUGUAGAUCAUGUGUGAAUUUUGAAGAAAAACAAGCCAGCAUUCAUGCUUAGUCAUGGCUCCAAAAUCAAAUGUGCAAAAGCUUAAGUGCUUUUUCAUUUCUUAUUUGUACUUAUAUUUAUCACCUUUAAUAAAACAAACUAGCAGACAUGCCAAGUACAGUAUAACCACCAUGAUAUUCUAAUACUGGACCUUUGUCCAUUUAACUUGUUCUUUUUCUUCCUCCUCUAGGAAAAUGAGUGUCUCUCAUGGCUCUGUUUUAGCCCUUUUUUAACUUCUAAAUUUUCACUGAAUUUCUGAAAAUUAUUUGUCUUGAAUGUUUUGUUUUUUUAUUUGCAUAUAUCUUUUUGUUUCCUAAAAUACUAAAUACGCAGGUCCUUAUGAUGUUUAUUCAGAAUAAGACUAAAUUUCAAGAAAAGAAAAUUCCUUGCCUUUAGUUCAUUUUUUUGUUGAUCAGAAUUAAGCCUCUUGGGGCAGCUAGAUGGCGCAGUGGUUAAAGCGCUGGCCCUGGAUUCAGGAGUACCUGAGUUCAAAUCCGGCCCUCAGACACUUGACACCUACUAGCUGUGUGACCCUGGGCAAGUCACUUAACCCCCACUGCCCUGCCCCCCCCCCCAAAAAAAAGAAUUAAGCCUCUUUCCCAAACAGGUCAACAAAAUAUACAUUCUUCUACUCACACCAUCCUUAACUUGUUCUGCCAAAAAGGCAGGACUGGGACAGAAUGGCAUAUCUCUCUGAAGAUCACCCAAUAUUAGCACCACCCUCCCACCCCUAGCGAUGAUGUUUAGCUUGCGAACUGUUCUACAAAUAAGAUUUAGCGAUUUUUUAAAAAAUAAGAUAGAAAAAAGAGAACCACCAAUUAAUUGAAGGCAAUAUGACAUCCUACAUCUUAAAUUAUUUUUACUUUUAAAAACAGGUAUUUAAAAAUGGCCUCACGUCCAUCCCAUAAUAGGAAUUCUUUGUUCAAGCAGUAAUUUUCUAUGUAUUGACUAAUUAAUUAUCUGGCUCUGAUCAAUAAAAACAGCUUGUUUUUCCA
Messenger RNA from Dromiciops gliroides (monito del monte), 4860 nucleotides. RefSeq names its product ring finger protein 170 (gene RNF170). Bases 457 to 1287 code for a protein of 276 amino acids. The record is from RefSeq and is a predicted model, not a curated record. NCBI's taxonomy places the organism in Eukaryota, Metazoa, Chordata, Mammalia, Microbiotheria, Microbiotheriidae. Gene Ontology annotation, molecular function: ubiquitin protein ligase activity. The transcript has 7 exons.